Malania oleifera is the source of this 546-nucleotide messenger RNA. RefSeq lists its product as uncharacterized. The record is from RefSeq and is a predicted model, not a curated record. The coding region runs from base 1 to 546 and encodes 181 amino acids. The transcript has 2 exons. NCBI's taxonomy places the organism in Eukaryota, Viridiplantae, Streptophyta, Magnoliopsida, Santalales, Ximeniaceae.
AUGGUAGCCCUAGCUCCCACUCCUUCACCCUCUACCUCUUCGCACCAUUCCCCAUCUCCCGAAGCUUCACCAAUGAAGCGUUCUUUAGCUCAUCCGUCUCCCCCUCCUCAGGCCACUUCGCCAGGAAGCUCGAUGAUUAUGAUUGAGGUUGAGUCGUCUGGAGAGGGGAACGAGGAGACCCUUCCUGCGGCCACCGUGGGCAAGGCUCAGUCCCUCGGGCAUUCUAUGGAGGAGCCCGCAUUUCUAGAGCCAGUCCCUAAGUCGUCAGUUCCUCCGACGCCUGUCCUGGCCAUGAACACAACCCUGAUUCUACCAGUAGACACACCAAGGCUCUUAGCCCCUGCUCGGGUGCCAUCUCCUGCUCCCGCUUCACCUGUUUCACCAGCUGUAUUUGACAGUAUUUCUGAGGAGGAGGAGGAGGCUGCAACGAAUGCAAAUUCUAAUAAGGGCCACCAAUCUGAGGCGGGUACUCCAUCUGACAUGUCAGAUGACUUAGGAGGUGACGAUUUCGAAUACGAAGCCAGCGGAUUUACCGAGGAGGACUAG